Molecule: messenger RNA, 3420 nt
Organism: Musa acuminata AAA Group (dessert banana)
Lineage: Eukaryota; Viridiplantae; Streptophyta; Magnoliopsida; Zingiberales; Musaceae
Product: phosphatidylinositol 4-phosphate 5-kinase 1-like
Exons: 8
Coding region: 259-2637 (792 amino acids)
Biological process (GO): phosphatidylinositol phosphate biosynthetic process
Cellular component (GO): plasma membrane
Molecular function (GO): 1-phosphatidylinositol-4-phosphate 5-kinase activity; ATP binding
Source: RefSeq, a predicted model, not a curated record
CAAAAGAAAACAAAAGACACAGCGAAGCCACGGACGGCUACCUCCUCUUCUUCUCUUCUCUUUUACUUGCUUGAGCUGUAGUGAUUCCUUUUCUUCCUUCGGGUUUCCGUUCGUGAUCUCCUCGGGUUCUUGGGUUCGAUCCCGUAUCUCCUCUUUGACGAAUCGAAGCUCCUCGGAGGAGGAGCGGAGGGGGCGUGUUUUCGAUCUGAAGACGAAUGCGGGGUGCGAUUGGAGGUGAUUAGGGGUCUCGAUUGGAGAAUGCGGCGGCUUGGACGUGAUGGCGACGCCACCGGACUCGGCGCUGGAGGCGGGGACGCGGCGGCGGAGGAUGUAGGCAAGCCGGUGGUGGUGGCGGUCCCACCGGCGGCGCAGGCGGAGGUGAUCUUCCACUCCAGGAGUAGAUCUCAGGGCGUCGGGGGCCGGAGAGUCGCCCCCGUCACCCCUGCCGCCGGUUCCCCGGAAGAGGACGCGACGGUGGCGGUGGUGGAGAAGGUGCUCCCUAACGGUGACAUGUACACCGGGGGUUUCAUCGGGAACUCUCCCCAGGGUCGGGGGAAGUACCUGUGGGCCGACGGGUGCAUGUACGAGGGGGAGUGGCGGCGGGGAAAGGCCGCCGGAAAGGGCAAGUUCUCCUGGACCUCUGGCGCGACGUUCGAGGGCGAGUUCCGCUCCGGACGAAUGGAGGGCUUCGGGACCUUCACUGGGUCGGAAGGCGACACCUACCGUGGCUCCUGGGUCGCCGACCGGAAGCACGGGUACGGAUGCAAGUGGUACGCCAACGGCGACUACUACGAGGGCGGGUGGCGGCGCAACCUCCAGGAGGGUCGUGGCCGGUACGUAUGGCGCAACGGGAACCAGUACGUCGGAGAGUGGCGAAACGGGGUCAUCUCUGGUCGCGGGGCGCUAGUCUGGGCAAAUGGCAACCGCUACGACGGCCACUGGGAGAACGGCGUCCCGAAAGGGAGCGGCGUGUUCACGUGGCCCGACGGCAGCUGCUACGUUGGUAGCUGGGGUAAAGGUGAUCAGAAGAGCCUCAACGGAACUUUUUACCCUGCCGUCACUGCCGACCGGAAGGAGAUCGCCGGAAAAAGGAGCCCUUUCUCGCCUUUGGAUGACACAUUUGUGUUGCCGCCGCUGGUACCAGCGUCGAGGAAAAGAUCGUCGGUGGAUGGAGUACUGGGGAGGAAGAGCUCCACCGCGGAUAAGAACUUCCCCAGGAUCUGUAUCUGGGAAUCCGAAGGCGAGGCCGGAGACAUUACAUGCGAUAUUCUUGAUACAAUCGAGGCGGCGAUGCUUUGCCAGGAUGACUUGUCCUCCGAUCAGGCCGGGCAUGCACUCAUUGGUAGUGUGCCACCGCGGCGGAGCCCAUUUUGCUUGUCGGCAAAGGAGGCGAAGAAGCCAGGGCAGACUAUAUUGAAGGGCCAUAAGAACUAUGAUCUGAUGUUGAGCCUUCAAUUGGGCAUCAGUUACUCUGUUGGGAAGCCAGGUUCACUGAGAGAGCUCAAAGUGGGAGAUUUUGAUCCCAGGGAGAAGUUUUGGACGAGGUUCCCUCCUGAGGGAUCAAAGAUUACUCCACCCCACCAGUCUGCAGAGUUCCGGUGGAAGGAUUAUUGCCCUGUGGUUUUCAGACACUUGAGGAAGUUGUUUAAUGUGGAUCCGGCAGAUUAUAUGGUAGCUAUAUGUGGAAAUGAUGCUCUGAGGGAACUAUCUUCUCCUGGGAAGAGUGGAAGUGUCUUUUACCUAACCCAAGAUGACCGCUUCAUGAUAAAGACUGUAAAGAAAUCUGAAGUGAAGGUGCUUAUUAGGAUGUUACCCAGUUAUUACCAACAUGUACGUCGAUAUGAGAAUUCACUGGUCACAAAGUUCUAUGGUGUGCACUGUGUGAAACCAAUUGGGGGGCCAAAGGUACGAUUUAUUGUAAUGGGCAAUUUAUUUUGCUCAGAAUAUCAUAUUCAUAGAAGAUUCGACCUGAAAGGUUCAUCCUAUGGCCGAACAACUGACAAGGCAGAGAAAGAGAUUGAUGAUAUGACAACCCUCAAAGAUCUCGACCUGAACUACGUAUUUCGCCUGCAUAACUCUUGGUAUCUGGAGCUUCUCGAACAAAUCAAGCGAGAUUGUGAAUUCUUGGAAUCUGAGGGAAUUAUGGAUUAUAGUCUCCUGUUAGGACUUCACUUCUGUGAUGAUGUUUCAGCAUCUUCGACGGGCCUAUCACCAUGUUCUGCAUCUCCAAAAUCUCACCGCAAGAGGGGCUCAUUUCAAGAUCGAACAACUCGGUCUGGCUUGCAGUUCUCAAGAUCAACCCGUCAAGAUAUGGAUUUGACUAUGGAUGGCCGGAACCCUUCAAUUCGGCUGGGUUUGAACAUGCCAGCAAGAGCAGAGCACACAACAAGAAGCGCCUCCGAUCCAUUUAUCGCUGGUGGAGGGUUGCCGAUGCUAACCCGCAGUGGCAAGAUCCAUGAUGUGAUUCUCUACUUCGGGGUAAUAGAUAUUCUCCAGGAUUAUGAUAUUACUAAGAAGCUGGAGCAUGCCUACAAAUCCUUGCAGGUGGAUCCCAAUUCCAUCUCAGCAGUAGAUCCAAAGCUCUACUCCAGAAGAUUCCAAGACUUCAUCAGGAGAAUUUUCAUGGAAGAUGACUAAUAUAGGGAAAGGAAAGGAGGGGAUAACCGGAACAAACUUCUGAAGCUAAAAAUCUUACUACAAGUGGCAUGAUUUUGUGAGGAGAAUGGGAUCAGUGAAAAUGGAAGUAGUUUCUGUUAUCGGUUCAACAUGUUCUGUUCGUAAGGUGCUCUCAGACAUCUGAAUUCGAAAAAAAUCAAUCGGAGGAGGGAGAAGGUGUGACCGAGGAAGAAGAAUUUUAAGGUUGCUAAACAAGAGGCAGAUGAGCAAAAAAGGUGGUUCGCGGCUCUUGGAAACCUAAUGUGCAGAGGCUAAGUACUUAUUCGAGGAAGGCCAUAGGUGGUCAGUGAGGUUAAUAAUUCUGAAGCUCACGAUAAUGCUCGGCACAGAGAACAUGAAUUUGAGAGCUUCAACCAUCCAUCAGAUGAACGCAUAUUUUUGAAUUGCUAAUUUGCAAACUCAAAAGCUCUACAGAACUCAGUAGCUUCGGUCCAAGAGCCUCGAAUCACCUGCGGAGGACGAAAACAUUUGCUCGGCCGGACAACACUGGGCUGGUUAGGCUGAAUUUUGAAAGCUCAGCCAUGAUGAAAUGUUGUCACAUGUUAAUUUUGUUUAGGAUUGGAGGAUUCCCACUAGUUUUCUUUAUUUGUUGUUGUUUCAGAUACAAAGGUUACUCAAAUUUUUUGCUUCCUGGGAGAAAUAUGAAGCCGUUGUUGAAGGCAUCAAAUAAGACUUGUAUAGGUCAUAAAUGACGACGAUGUUUAUGAUGAUAAUAUAAGCAUUGUCAGAGUACAUUUGAACUCC